Molecule: messenger RNA, 4846 nt
Organism: Cyanistes caeruleus (blue tit)
Lineage: Eukaryota; Metazoa; Chordata; Aves; Passeriformes; Paridae
Gene: C6H14orf180
Product: chromosome 6 C14orf180 homolog
Cellular component (GO): plasma membrane
Source: RefSeq, a predicted model, not a curated record
ACUCUUCUUUCCCCUCCCUCAUCCUCCGCUGCCGCUCCCGUCUGCGCGGUGCCGCAGAGGGGUCUCCGGAUGCUUCUCCCUGGUCCUCCUCAUUUUCCUGGGCAAGAGGCUUUCCCUCCAAAGCUUCAUGCAGGAGGCUUCAUGUUGGCAUCCAGGGUACAUGUCCCAAAUAUGUCCAGCCUCACUUUCUGAUCCUAGUGGCAAGGAGCCACAGACAGAUGACAGUAGCUAUCCUCCUUCCAUUCUGAGGAAAAGGCCACCUGUGGACCAAGCUGUGGGGGAAAAGCGGAGAGCAGAGAGAAGGGUUCGAUUUCGUGAGCCAGAAGAAGUCAUUGAACAUGUCAUUUCCUGCUGUGACUACGUUGUGGCAGAUGACAGGACAUCAUCUGGAUUGCCUGUGCUCCUGUGGCUCUCGUUUUGUGCAGUGCUGAUUCUUGCUGUGAGCCUCUACUACACCAGCAUGAAGCAGGAUGUCAAAGUCCUGGAGGAAUUUCAAUCCCGACUUGUCAUCUUCUUCCUUCAUAUAAGACACGUUGCUCAGAGGUGCUGGACUUGGUUUAUGAGGCAGUAGCAGCGUCCUUCAGCCUGACACUGCUAAGAAACUUCAGUGCAAAGCUCCCAGCACACAGCAGCCACAUGCAAGGAACACAUGAGCAUCCACCCCAAAGAGCAAGAAAAUCACCCUGCUGUGCACCAUCUGGCAAACACUUGUUCUCCUUUUUCCUUCUUUGUUGUUUGGGGUUUUCUUUCACAUCAGUGAACAUUCAAACUAAUGCCUCCUCAAGUCUCCUAAGAAUUAUUUUGCAAAAGUUAAAAUAAAGCUGAGCUGUUGCAGACACUGCUCUGGUGGUCAAAGGCUUGGCAAGCUGCUAUAUUUAUAUACCUGAAAUGAUUAUUAGUAAAAUCCCAGCUAACAGCUUUCUUGUUUCCCUUCAUGCUUUGUUUUUCCUCCAUGAGCAAAAGCUGGUUCUUAAUGCUUCACUUGACUCCCAGCUGUGAAAAAGAACACGGAAACUCAUUUAAAGAGAAAAUAGUUUAUUUGCCUAACAUAACAAAUAGCAGCACUGGAACCCAGGUUAAUCAUCAAAUCAGUAGUUUAAUCCUCUGGGUUUGAUUCUGUCCAUCAACCCCACAGGCUGACACACAAGAUUUAUGACAGUGCUUGUAUUCAGACAGAGGUUAUGCCUUCGUGUUCAAGGCCCUAUAUCAUGGCAACAUGGAUUGCUUAUGAAGGUGUUGGAUGCAUAGUUCCUUUAUCACUCCAUUGUCCCACCAUACUAUGAAUUUCUCUGAAAGAAAUCCUUUCAAUGGAGAUCAUGUGAAAUGGUGCUCUUGGGUAUCUGAGAGGAGAACAAAUGACUGCAAGUUCGUGAGCUUCAAAGAACCGACACAACCAGAUUUUUAGACCUUAGAUUCUGCUCAGGUAGCACCUGAUAUGUGCUUUGGUUAUUUUUUAUGGUAAGAUUGACAUCAGAACCUCUAAGAGCUGAAGUAAAAGGGAAAAAUAGGGGGGAAAAAAACCACUCCAAAGAUGAUGUCUGCAAGACCUUGGCCUAUAUUCCCCUUGCCACUGCAACAAUCAAAAAGAAAAUAUGGUGCUUUAUUUUUAGUUAUUUUUUCAAAAGAGGGCCAUACAUCUGCCCUUCUCCCAAGGAGCCCAAGAACUUUUACCAGGAGAGGAUAAACAGAAACACCACAGACAGCCUUUUCUUAGGAGAAGAGGGGUCAGCAGCUUGACUGAGAACAAGGCAGAAAAAUUGCAGCCCAAAACAGAAAGUGCCUUCAGUGGCUCAUGCCCCUCUUAGGCUGUCAAAGCCGCAGGGGUGGCACGGGGCAGGAGCUGCGUGGGGAGCAGAGGUUGCUCAGGGCUGGGAAGCAGAGGGUGCUGCAGGAGCUGUGUUUGGCACAGGGGCUGUGUGCAGAUCACUCAGGUACCCCAGCUCAGAGGGUAAGUCCCACCACUGCUUGCCUCCCCUCUCCACUGUCUCAGCCCUGCUGUUUAGGUAAUAAAGAAGAAAGGUUUUAAACAUGUGUGCUGGUGAAUCUCUGGGGAAAACAUUUAGAUUGGUACAUGGAGCUAGGGGGUCAUUUCGACUUCUGUUUGCAUUUUUUAAUGUUAGUGGAGUUUUUAAUGUCCAGGUUGAACUCUGGCAAAUCAGUGGUGUUUCUUUUUGGCUCUGGGCUGACUCCUCUUAGGACUGUGAGGGAAAAUGUGGAGGUGGUGUGAAGACCAUAUGUGUGCUCACCUUCCUGCACAGCUCCCCAGGAGAUGGAUAGAGGACCACCUUUCCACUGAGCCUGCUUCAAAUGGAAAAUGUCCACGUUCCUUUUCUUGGACCCAAUUUAUUAGUGUGAGAACUGCUAUCACAUCUGGGCUGUCAGGGAUAUUUAGCAGAGGAACAGCUAUUUUUGGCUUUUGUGUUGGCUCUGUUUGGGACUGUUUUGGGCAUGGGAAAAGGCAGCACUUUAGUUAUCUUGAGAUCACUGUUGAGGUCUCACCAUGGCUUUACAAGGUCUCCCAGGUCAGGAUUGUUUACAGUGGUCAGUCAGAUACUUGGCAGGCAGCAGAAAGACAAAUUAAAUUUGCCUCAAAGCCAGAAGGUUUGAAAUAAAUAAAAGUUAAAACUGGCAGAGCAGUGGCAUCUUGUAGGUGAAGGAGCUGAAGCUAAGAAAGCCAUUGCAUGUGGGAGUGAAUAAUGUAGGUCAAUAACAUGACUGGGAAUAGGAGAAAAAUUUCCAUCUCCUGGGCUUACAAUUUUUUACUGCUGCACAACUUCACUGUGGACUUACCUCUUUUAUUUCCUUCUCACACUGAAGAUCCUUUUCCAUUCAUCCAACCUUAAACACAAGCAAGCCCUUUUCCCUCUCUGCCCCUUCAUUCUUCAGCUAUCAUAGCUUUAUCUUCACCACUGUGAGCUGGAUGUGAUUUCUCCUUAUUCUUGUUGAGUAAUGUUUUUUCUGGGUGUGACACCUGUAUGAGUCUGGAUCUCUAAAGUUACAUAAAAUCUUCUGUGUUGGGUAAUAAUCCCCUUGCUGGUCAUGUUGGGUAAUAUUUGCCUUCAGUACAACUCCUGAGAAUUUCUCAAUAGAGGUAAAAAGGAGAAAGAGUACAUAAUUUAUUGCAAACAGUGGAGAUGCUCACCUGAAUUCACACUGGAGCCAGCUUGGUGACUUGUUUCAGAAGUCAAAAGUCCUGCAGCCAACCAUCUCUGGGCAAUUGUACAAUGAAGCUUGGAAAUAGCUGUGUUUUAGAUAUAAAGGACUGGAAGAGGGAGUGAUGUAGGACAGGACCCUUGGUGCAGUUUUUGAAGCAGCCAGUGGGUAGGAGGCAUUCCCAGGAGCAGUGUCUGGGGUGGCAGGAGACAAAGGGUCAGGGGAGAGUAGCAGGUCUGUGCAUGACAAUGGACUAAUAGCUAAGGGUGGAAGCGCUGCUUAAAUUCCCUUAUGCACUGAGUAUGUAACUAACACACAACAGAAAUAAGCAGACCACAAAAGAAGGGUAAGUGUUGUUUUGACAGUGUUCAGCACAUUCCUGCAGUGUGAACUGCUGGAGGGCAGCUGCCAACACCCUCUUCAGGCACAUCAGCAGCACCUGAUUGCAGCAGCAGGCAAAUCCAUACCCAUAUGAUUAGAGGAGAUAGAAAAAGACACAGAGAGAUGACACUGGAUGGUUUUGCAUUAACCUUUUGAUGCACUCAGCAUUAGCACCAGUAAAAGGCAGUCCCAAAGCCUGCCUUGGGUCCCCCUCCUUCCCUUCAUCUCUCCAACCCUGAUAGUCUGGAAAUGAGCCCAUAGCAGCAAUUGUAAUUGUCAUUUCUGCCUUUUGCCACUCAGAAGCAAGCAGAAGAACUGGCAGCUUGUGACUAUAAAAGGGGUGUUACCAGCUGCCCUCAAGGACCAACUCAGGAACCUAUAAGAUAAUAAAUAGUGUGGACUAGUUUCUUAUUAAUUCCUUGCUCCAAGAUAGCUGUUGGGAACCUUUAAGCCCACCUCUGAAGAGAAAGACUGAUGCUACAUGACAAAAAUCAACCAGCUGGCAUUUAGAAAAUUAGCCUGUCCGUGCAGCCUGUGGUGUCCCCUUACAUUUGGUAACAAACUGCCUUUUAGCUGCAUUUUGACACAGGACCAUUUUCUCCUUGUCUCCAAUGGCAUUAGGCUGAGCUGCUGGAAGAAGAUACCAAAAGGGGAUCAGGCAGCUGAGGAUGGUUGAUGUUAACUAUACAAGUUGUGGCAUGGAGAGGCUGGGGAAUGAGUACAAAGACUCUACCACUGACUCUGAGAACACUUUUUCUAUCUUACAUUGUAACAAUUUAAACUCACCUUCAAAGAACAGACACAGAAAUAUGGACUUUUCAAAUAAUUUAUUUUUAUAUUUCACCAAAUCAUAAAAAGCCGAUGCACUGUUCAGCAAAAAGCAUCAAUAUAUAAAACACAGUAACUCAUUAUCAGUAAUGCUGGAGUGUACCACGUACACUGAACCCAGCCCAGCUCCUACUAAAGCCAGAGGAAACUCAGUGACUCCACUAGCAGAAGGAUUGGACUCAGCAUUUUUUCUUUGCUGGGUGUUUUACAAAGGGUUGUAUUAAAAUGCUAGUAAAAAGCUUCCCUUUUGAGACUGUAUCAAAACAAUAAUAAACCUCAUUCUCUUUCUGGUUUUGUCAAACACAUGCAAUUAAAGCUCAAAAUUAGCAGUCAUUACACUGCAAAAGACCAUACAAAUCAACAGAGAUAAUAUUCAAAAGAGGCCAGGCUCUACCCUUGUGUGGACUGGUGUGGUUGCUCACAGGAUAAUCUAUGUACACUGGUGAGGGAUCUGCUCCUUCACUGCUUUCAGUGGUUAAACAAA